CAAUAAAAUUGCAGCAGAGGCUGUCGCAAAACGUGUCUGUCGGAAUUUUUAGUUUUUUGCAUACUACCCCCAGCAUCUUUUAUCAAAUAAUAAUUGUAGAAUUUAUUUAGUUUUUUAUAAGAUUGUUAUUUUAAUUCUGUCAAAUUGUAUCAACUUUCACCAUGGCUCUAAACCCUCUGUACGAUGAUAUUGGCAAAGGAUUUGUCCAGCAAUACUACGCCAUGUUCGACGACCCAACGCAGCGAGCAAAUGUGGUUAAUUUCUACAGUGCCACCGACUCAUUUAUGUCAUUCGAAGGACUUCAAAUGCAGGGAGCCCCCAAAAUCAUGGAAAAAAUAUCCAGCCUUACGUUUCAGAAAAUCUCUCGAGUGAUUACCACUGUGGACUCGCAGCCCAUGUUCGACGGUGGCGUACUGAUCAAUGUCCUUGGCCGUUUACAGUGUGACGAAGACCCUCCACAUGCGUUCUGUCAAACUUUUGUUUUAAAACCCCUGGGUGGAACAUUCUUUUGUGCUCACGACAUUUUCCGUUUAAAUAUUCACAACACUGCAUAAAUCAGCUCAAAAUCAACACACAAUAACCAUCAUCACCACUAACUAUCCUGUCUAUUGCCUAUCUGGGUGGGGUCGUUGUGAGUUUUAAACUCAGUUAGCUGGAGGAGUAGGAGGAGGAUCUGCUGUGCUGUGGCGCUGCUAGCCGCUUAGCCUUAAUUGUAUUGUCGCCGGCUUGUCCAUAGACCCGUAAAUGCGAAAUUAUAACCUAACACUUUUAUUGUAAGUCUGAAAUAAAUAAAAAAAGAUUUGUUUUCAAGCAUCUUA
This is a messenger RNA of Stomoxys calcitrans (stable fly), 818 nucleotides long. RefSeq names its product probable nuclear transport factor 2. NCBI's taxonomy places the organism in Eukaryota, Metazoa, Arthropoda, Insecta, Diptera, Muscidae. The coding region runs from base 162 to 554 and encodes 130 amino acids. The transcript has a single exon. Gene Ontology annotation, cellular component: nuclear pore central transport channel. Gene Ontology annotation, biological process: protein import into nucleus. The record is from RefSeq and is a predicted model, not a curated record.